AUGGGCUAUGCUUUGUUGUGCGAUAGUGUUCUUUACUACGAGGCUUGGCAAUGGCCUGGUUGGCGGGAUCUCACGGGCAUGGAUUCACCGCCACACGAGCUUGAAGCGGCCGCCCGACACAGCGCUGGCAUCUCGUGGAGCAAGAAGGAGAUGAACGAAUUCGAGCAGUACUAUACGUUUGUAAGGGGGGCCGCAACCAGCGGCGACCUAAAGGAUAAGAUAAUGGAUGGUAAGAAGCUCGCGCCCACCGUUAACCAAGGUAGGAAGUUGUGGCAGGAUCUGUGGGCGCGGCUGCUGCGGAAGAGUGGACUCAACCGAAAGAUCGACGACCUGAUGCAGCAGCACCAUUGCGAUUAUCGGUCCGUCUCUGUCGCCUUCAAGACGCGUGAGCUCCCGGGCGGCCAUGCGGACUGGACGUCGCCAUACCUGCCGGAACUCGGCGCUGGUUUACUGGGUGGUGAGGUCCUGGUAGACCAUCGCUUGAUGAACACGACCGCAAGACUGUUGAUGAAAGAGGUCUUGUACUUCGCGUGGGAGCGUCAGACCAGGAGGGCCAAGAUCUGGGUCAAGAAUUAUGGCGGCAAGAAGACUGCGGUGGACGACGCCUGGGACGCCUUCAAAGGUGGCAAGAAGAAAGGUCGCGCACUCCUAACUCUCAUGCAGAAGCUAAAGGACUUCCACGACCACGCGCAAUACAUGAACGACCCCGAGGCAGAGCAGGACGUGGAAGAACGUCUAAAGCACCUUGAGAGUGUUUUGGGCGAGGCCGGCAAAGAGCUGCGGCCUGGCGCCAAAAACAGCGCGAAGUUGUCGGCGGCCGACCGCAAGAGGAUGCUUUCGCUCGUCACCGAGCAGGAGCUCGAAGAGGUUUACAGACAGUACGUCGAGCUCUUCGUGGAAGGCCCCAUGAGGGCCGAUGCGACUGACGAUGCCGCGGUCGAUGUACUUGGCGCUGGGGACAACAUGACCGACGACCUGGGAACCGACCUCGGCGUCGAGCCCGAGAGCAAGAUGACGCGACAGGCGCUCAUGGAGAGCAUGGGGGUAAAGGGCGAGGUUUUUCCACUUAUGAACGAGGCGAGACACAAGAAGGCAUUCCUGGUGUGGACGGAGGGCAAGACUCCGGAGGAGGUCCGCGCCAUGCAGCGAGAAAUGGGGAAGAAGCGCGACAAGCUGACCGAGUCCGACGAGUGGGCACCGCUCACCCUUAGAUGGCAUCAGGUCGCCGGGAUUCGCGCGACGUUGCGGAUGAUGGCGCAGGGCUCCUCUGGCGUCCUCAUCGCGGAUGAGGUCGGGUUGGGCAAGACUGCGCAAGCACUCGGACUGAUCGGCAUGAUCAGCCACUACAUCGACGCGCAGGAGCGAGGGAAACCGGUGGAGGUCUCGCCGCAGUUGAGGCUGCCUGAGGGCCGAAAGCUCGUCAGCGCGCCCCACGUCAUCAUCUCCUCCGCCACAUUGAUGCCCAACUGGCUCACCGAAGCGCGGACGUGGCUCAAGGGGUUUGAAUUUUUCGAAUACACCGGGCAGCUGAAGUCGCGGCGGAAUUUCUUCGGGCCCAACAGUGCAUGGGCUAAGGCAAAAAGCCCCAUGCAUAUGCGAAUCAUCUUCGCCACAACUCCGUCCGACGCACUGUGCCCCGCGGACAUUGGUCUUCAGCUCUGGGCAGAGGGGCAGCACAGUGCGCUGUCGGACCCAGUCCGACACCGGUGGGACGUGCACCAGGCUAACAAAGGCGCCUCUUUGCAGGCCGUGACGAACGACAGCGCCAACUACUUCGGGAGUCGCCCUGCACAGAACUCCGUGUCAGAACGUCUUCCUCUCAAGAAGGGUGUAUCAAAGGAGGUCAAAGAGUCGAUGCAUCUGCUGAACUCCCUGGUGGCCAUCGGCCUCCUCAUCCUGGACGAGUCGCACGAGGUAAGGACGGGCAAAAAUGUUUUCAGCGCGAUGUUGUGGCUCGCCUGGAUCGCUCUUCUGACGGUGGGGCAAUCGGCUACCCCAAUCUACACGCAUCCGAAGGAUAUGGUCUACGCUGGCCGGGCGCUAGGCAUUAAGGGGUGCAUGGGCGAGGCGGUCGAUGCAUUCGAGCGCGAGCUCGUGAGGAAGCUGGCACGCGCGAGACGGCAAGAGAAGACGAAGCUCGGGAAUGAACCUCUCGGCGCCGCAUUCGAUUCCGCCAGCACGGCGACGCGCGAAAUCUACAUACGGGGCAUCAGGGACAUCAAGACGAAGUUCGGCGACUGCAUCAUUCGCCGCACGAACCAAUCCAAAGACAACAACGGGAAGGUGCUCGGCGGACUGAAGGACUACAUCCGAGUAGCGGCCUAUCUCAAGCUCGAGGACUGGGAGUUAAAAAUUGUCAACACGCUCGAGAAGGCUGAUCACCAGGCGAGCGUGUCCAGCUUGUACUUCGAUACACGGAAAUUCUACAUUCGCACGCGGCAAGGCACCAAUCAGCCUGCGCUCGUGGGGUACAAAGAGGGCUCUCUUGCUGACCCCCCGAAGCAAAUCGAUUCUGAGGAGAUUUACGACGAGGUCGCGUCGACGAAGACGAAGACAAUGAUCGAGCUGGUGAGGUACCAUUUGCAGCAGCCUUCGGCUGCGCCUGCGGUGUUCGAUGAAGACGGCAACAUGGCCUUUCCUCAAGGCAGCGUGCCAAAUGACGGUGGGGGCCCGACAAAGAUCGUUGUCUACACUGAUUUCCCGAGCCUGUUGGGUCCGCUCACUGAGUCGCUCGAUGUGCACAAUAUUCGCUACUUUGUUAUUCACGGGGGGGUCCUUCCCCCGGCGCGUGCAAAGGUGGUGCAAGACUACGAGAGCUGCGACGUGCCCUGCGUCCUGCUGUUGAGCAGGGUCGGGCUCACGGGCAUCAACCUCGCCUGCGCUCAUGUGUUGAUCAUCAUGGACCCGCUAUUCUCCGAGCAAGACAAACGGCAGCUCAUUGGGAGAAUAUGGCGAUUCCCGCAGAGCCUGGUCUGCGUCAUCUACGACUUCAUCGCGCUGGCCACAACCGAUGUCCCCCUGAGCGGCAUCGCGCGCAAGAAAGAAGAGAUGCUCCAGGUGUUUGCCAAAAGAUCGGAGUACGCGGACGAGUUGUUGGCUGCAUUACGCGGCGACGAUAUAGACGACGACGUUAAUUACGAGCCGGACGUCGAGGAGGACGAGGAUGAGGCGCCUCCUGGCAAAGCUAAGACCCGCGGAACGAGAAAACCAGCAGCGACGAAGGUUGGUGCCGCGUCGUCUUCGAGGAAGGACACGGCGACGAAGGGUGAUGCCGCAUCGUCUUCGACGAAGGACGCGACGACGACCACGAAGAAACAGCGCAUGAAGUCCAAGCCGACGGAGAAGGACAAGAAGUCCAAGGCGACGGAGAAGGACACAGAGGGCACGAUUGAAGUGUCGUCGGACGAUGACACUGCAGCGACGACGACCACGAAGAAACAGCGCAUGAAGUCCAAGCCGACGGAGAAGGACAAGAAGUCCAAGGCGACGGAGAAGGACACAGAGGGCACGAUUGAAGUGUCGUCGGACGAUGACACUGCACCCAAGUCCAAGCCGACGGAGAAGGGCAAACAGGUCCUAAAGAACGUACAGUCCGACGACCACGCGCCUCCCAAGUCGAACCCGACGCAGAAGGGCAAAGAGCGGGCACCGCCUGCACCGUCGCACGUCGGCGCGGCUUCUGAUCCGGCUUCCCUCCCCGCAACGCCUCGUGCGCCUCGUCCCAAGCCCCGGCCACCCAUGCCCGCUGUCAACGCCGAGCAGACCGAGCAGCCAUUGCGCCAGGAGGAUCGGACCCAGUCCGAGGGUGGCGAGGGCAGCAAAGAGCCGCGCGCCCAAGAAUCCGAGGAGGGCGGCAGUCGGACCCAGUCCGACACGCCAGGCCCUACCACUGCGGCGUCCACCACGACGCGGUCAACGCGCCAAGUGUUGGAAGAUCUCGGGUUCGUCUGGGACGACAUUCGCGAGGUGAGCCCGGAACGUUGGUCGCCACACCUCCAUCCAGCGCAGCUGGGUUCGUGGUUCCCAUUCGAGGCAGCGAGGCCGCGCGGCGGUGUCAGCUUCGAGCAAAUGAUGGCCGACCGAAGGUUCUACGACUGGAAUAAUGUUCCGGAUUUCGACGCCGCGAUAUUUGGACCCUUCGACCGCAUCGCAGUCCAUGCCCCCGGUGACCCAUGCCACGAACUCAUCGGGCAGCUCCUGCAAUCAGGAUGGCCGAAUCCGCCGUCGUGGCGCCGCGGGCGAAACGCCCAAUUAACGGUGCCCAAAAACGUGCUCUGUAAUACGCCUGCGGCGUCGUGGCUUGCGCCUCACCCCGCGCAGAUCUCGUACUGGUAUCCACUGCCAGGGCUAAAGCAGGCGAGACCCAACCUCAAGCCCGAAAAUUACGACCCCAACGUUCACUACUCGUAUCAGACGUGGGUUCCAUUCGAUGCAAAUCGCUAUGGCCCCUACGACCGUGUGCUGCAGGCCCGUGAGGACGACCCUAGUCUGACAGGCCUCCACUUGUUCCUGGCCGGCGGCUUCCCUGCUGUGCCAAGCCACCGGCAUGGAAACGCGGCCAGGCAGCGCCCCACGCCGCGACAGUCGGCCUGGUUUGUGAAAUGGGACGGUUCGCCGCAGGGCUUGGGCGCACCAGCACCAGCUCGGACCGAGUCCGACACUCCGUCGACAUCAUCUGGCACACCGCGCGAACCUGCACUGCAGAAAUCUGGUCUGGCCCACUCACUCGCUCAGAUGACGGUAGACGACCAGCUAGCGAAGCAGGUGGUACCGGCGAGCUCUAAGGGGCCCGGCGCUGACACUAGGAGCGACUCGUCGAUGGAGUUCAGCUCAGAUGCUGAGCAGCCCGGGGCUGGAUCUCCGAAUGAGAAGUCCCCGCCGAGGAAGAAGCAGAAGACUUAG
Molecule: messenger RNA, 4902 nt
Organism: Sparassis crispa
Lineage: Eukaryota; Fungi; Basidiomycota; Agaricomycetes; Polyporales; Sparassidaceae
Exons: 11
Coding region: 1-4902 (1633 amino acids)
Molecular function (GO): ATP-dependent chromatin remodeler activity; ATP binding
Source: RefSeq, a predicted model, not a curated record